GCGAGUUUGGCUGCCCUGUUUCCUGACAGAAAGCCGAGCCAGAGACAGCCGAAAUAAGCCACACCUAAAUCUGUUCAGGCACUGAGAGGAAGCAGCUCUUCUGGACCUUUUAGAACCGGGGUCCUUAGCGGGUGUAAAGAGUCCAUGGCCGGGCAGAUGUAUCCAGGCAGCCCGGCGCAGGCGGCGGAUCACGGGGGCAACUCGGAGCAGCUGAGCCCCUCCGCUGUCAACCGCGUCUUAAUGGAGUUCCUCAUGUACUUCGGGCGGGCCGUGUUCUUCUUCUACCCGGUGUACCUGACCGGCUACCUGGGCCUCAGUAUCAGCUGGGUGCUGCUAUGCAUGCUCAUGGUCACCUGGUGGAAGAAAAACCGUCAGUGGAAGGACGCACGGAUCGGAGGUGCCAUUGAAUUUGUGGACAACGAAACGCACGUGAUCAACACAGAGCUGAAGAGUGGAUUACAGAUGGCAUCAUGGGUCCAUUUCACUAAUGUUGAGAAAGUGCACUGGGUUAACAAGGUGUUGGAGCAGGCGUGGCCUUUCUUUGGGAUGUACAUGGAGAAGUUACUCAAAGUAAACAUCCAGGCGGCCGUCAGGCAGUCCAACGCUGCACUCAAGACGUUCACUUUUACCAAGGUCCACUUUGGCCACAUUCCUCUCAGGAUCACUGGAAUGAAAGCCUACACCCAUGAAGUGGAUCAGAGGGAGGUGGUUCUGGACUUAAAUAUUUGUUAUGACGGUGAUGUGGACAUCGAUGCUGAGGUGAAGUCGCCGAUCACAGCUGGUGUGAAGGGACUUAAACUCCAGGGGAUGCUAAGAGUCAUUUUAGAGCCUCUUAUUGGUGAAGCACCGCUGGUGGGAGGGGUCACCUUUUUCUUCAUUCGCCGCCCUACGCUACAGAUCAACUGGACAGGUGCAACCAACCUUUUGGACAGUCCUGCCUUUAGUUCACUGUCUGAGGACACGAUAAUGAACAUCAUCGCCUCUCUCAUGGUGCUGCCCAACCGCAUGUGUAUUCCCCUCAUAGAUCAGGUCAAAGUGGACCAGAUGAGGUUCCCACUUCCUCGUGGAGUGGUGAGAGUCCAUUUGCUGGAGGCCAGAGACCUGUUGGCGAAGGAUACAUACAUGAUGGGCUUAGUGAAAGGCAAAUCAGACCCCUACGCCACACUCAGAGUCGGCAACCGACAAGUCAAAAGCAAAACCGUCAAAGAGGAUUUGCACCCAAAAUGGAAUGAAGUGUAUGAGUUUGUUGUGCACGAGGCCCCGGGUCAAGAGCUGGAGGUGGAGCUGUAUGACGAAGACACAGAUAAAGAUGACUUGCUUGGAACAUAUAACCUUGACUUCGGCGAGGUGAAGAAGGAGAAACAAAUGGAUCAGUGGUUUCCUCUGGAGGGGGUUCAGUAUGGGGAAGUUCGUCUCAAGCUCCAGUGGCUUUCCCUUCAGGCUGACUCCAGCCUGCUAAAGGAGUCUACAGAUGGGCUUGCUUGUGCUAUGCUUGCAGUGUAUCUGGAAAAUGCCUCAAACAUACCGAAAGACCACAGUGAGAUCACAGAGCAUCACAAACAUGGGAAGCAUUCAAAGGAAGCACGGCUCACAAGGAGAACUGCCAAUCCCAACUCCUUUGUGGAAUUUUCCAUUGAUAAGGAUGUUCAGAAAAGCAAGGUUGUGUAUGCAUCUAAAGACCCAGUGUUUGAGGAGGGAUUCACCUUCUUUGUGCAUAGCGUCAAAACACAGCAGCUCACAGUUCAGGUCAAAGAGCCUGAGAAGAAGACUGCACUCGGUGUUCUGAACUUGCCUCUCAGUCGCCUGCUCAACACCUCCAACAUGACUCUAGACCAGCGUUUCCCCCUGGAGCGCUCUGGGGCAAACAGCCAUAUCAAACUGAAGGCCACUCUCAGGAUUCUCACUGAGGACCAGCCGCCACCCAAGAUUAUUCUGGAUCCUCCUCCACAACCCAAACAGCAAACGCUACAGAGCAACCAAGGAGGUGACGCCAGUCUCUCCACUGGUGUAUCCUCGACUCCAGAAGUUUCCUCCAACAACAUACCCGCUGCCUCUCCUCCGACCCGAUUGGCUUAUUCACAGAAUGGCUCAAGUGAAGAAUAUUUAGCUCACCCCCAUGGCUCCUACCUGGCUGGUGAAACCUGGAAGUCACCUUCUUCCCCACAAAACAUGCGUCGAUUCGACUCUCACAGCCUGCUGUCAGAGAACUCCAUCGCUUCAUCACGUUUCGACCUCUCAGACGGAGCCUGCUAUCCAGAGGCCAUUAGAAAACAUCAGGGUUCAUUUGGAGAGAUAAACCUGACUGUGCGGUAUGCUACCCUGAGGAACAAACUCAUCGUCAUUGUUAACUCUUGCAGGAACUUAUUCCCCUGCAGUGAGAACGGCACAGACUCUUACGUCCGCCUGUAUUUGCUGCCUGACCAAACCUGGAGACACCGCAAGAAGACGCAUGUCAAGAAGAGGACGGUCAAUCCUGCCUUCCAUGACAAGUUUGAGUUUGAUGUGCCACUUCAGGAAGCACAUACUAGGAAGUUGGAUGUGGCAGUGAAAAAUAACAGGAUGUUUCACACUCGAGAGAGGAAAGACAUUGGCAUGGUGAUGUUAGAUCUUUCACAGCUGGAUAUAGUCAAAGGCAUCACAGAAUGGUUUGAGCUCACACUGCCCGGGCUGAAGAAAUUGUUCUAGCAGGUAGACCUGAAAAGCUUUUGUUUGCCGCUGAAAAAGCCCCUCCUCAGCCACUGCAGUGCGAAGUGCUGACACGAUGCUUCGAGAACUUACCAUCACAGACUAGCGUUGUUUUUUUUCUUCCCAAAACACAUCCCAGAUGCUGGACUUCGCUUACAGUCAUGAUCACAGGCACAUAUAGUACCAUUUCAAGCCAAAGGUUUUCUUAAAUUCUUAUUGGAAUGUGAUAUUUAAGUGUGUAUUGUCUCAUUUUCAGAUAUUUCACAAUUCAACAUACUACCCAGAUAAUAUUGGUAUGAUUUGUGUCAAUUUAUUGUAUGCAAUGUGUUUGCAUUGACAGUAGAACACAAAUAAUGCUGAAUAGGAAUACUAUUUCUAAGGAUUUCUUUGCCCUGGAAGACAAUAAUUCAUCAGAAAAGAUUUGCAUCUUAGGAGAAACAAGACAACAUUUUUAUUUUGAAUAUCUUUGGUGACAGAUUUUCGAGUUCAUCUGAGCCAGAGUUAUCCUUUUGUAUUUUCAUGUAAAUAAUUUUAUUGACAGUUUUUAUGUAAUAUACUAUAGGAAAUAAAGUUACAACAAAAUGUGUUAGCUGCAGCUUGUCAGAAGAGUCAUUACGCCAUGAGGAAGGGUUGCAUGCUUUAGUACACAUAAAUGCUUUUUUACACAUUGAAAUGCUCACAUUUGCAGCUGAAAUAAAGAAUUUACUGGAACUGAAACAGCUUUCAAACACACAUCAGAUAAAGUUCUUUGAUCGAAAGCACUUUUGAUUCAAUCUCAGAUUUCCAACAAAGUUAUAGUCUCACUGUUUAAAAUAAUCUCCCACAAAAUUUUUGGAUGGCUUCCAUGUUUCCGAAAAACAAACAAACAAAAAAUAAACAAAGCAAACAAAACACUACACUUGAUCUGCCUUUGUGCAUUUCAGUUUAAUAAAUAAACAUGACAAAAAAAGUACCAAUUAAGCAGCACAUUGCAUUUAUGUUUAUAAUUCAUGAAGCUAAUAAAUUAAUUACAGGUCCUUUUAGCUGGCCUGUUUUUAGACUGCCAUAGGCUUAUGAGUUAUCUGCUAGAAACAUUACCAAGUUGAACCUGGGAUUUUGUCUUGAUUAAUGUUUACCUGUUUAUCUGUUGUGGAAAAUUACUGCCAAUUCUGAUGUAAAGUUGAUGCUUUAAAUUUUUUCAGCCUAUAUUUAUGGCAAAUAAACAUGUUCAAACAAA
Molecule: messenger RNA, 3901 nt
Organism: Acanthochromis polyacanthus (spiny chromis)
Lineage: Eukaryota; Metazoa; Chordata; Actinopteri; Pomacentridae
Gene: esyt3
Product: extended synaptotagmin-like protein 3
Exons: 23
Coding region: 145-2685 (846 amino acids)
Biological process (GO): lipid transport
Molecular function (GO): lipid binding
Source: RefSeq, a predicted model, not a curated record